Spea bombifrons (plains spadefoot toad) is the source of this 1296-nucleotide messenger RNA. RefSeq names its product cyclin dependent kinase 1 (gene CDK1). Gene Ontology annotation, cellular component: nucleus. Bases 124 to 1032 code for a protein of 302 amino acids. Gene Ontology annotation, molecular function: ATP binding; RNA polymerase II CTD heptapeptide repeat kinase activity; cyclin-dependent protein serine/threonine kinase activity. The record is from RefSeq and is a predicted model, not a curated record. Gene Ontology annotation, biological process: mitotic G2 DNA damage checkpoint signaling; G2/M transition of mitotic cell cycle; protein phosphorylation. Lineage: Eukaryota; Metazoa; Chordata; Amphibia; Anura; Pelobatidae. The transcript has 8 exons.
UCGGCUUUGAUUGGGCGGUAGCUGCCAGCUUUGCGCGGCUGGUUUGAAAUCGCAUCAUUCGGAACUGCUAUCCCAGCAGAAGGAGUCCAUUCUCCGGGGGUACGUACCAAAGUAUCCACAAUCAUGGAUGAGUAUGCUAAAAUAGAAAAAAUUGGAGAAGGCACCUAUGGUGUAGUGUAUAAAGGUCGGCAUAAAGCUACAGGUCAGGUUGUUGCCAUGAAGAAAAUCCGACUGGAAAAUGAAGAGGAAGGAGUGCCAAGUACAGCAAUCAGAGAAAUUUCCCUUCUAAAAGAGCUUCAACACCCAAAUAUAGUGUGCCUGCUAGAUGUCUUAAUGCAAGAUUCCAGACUGUACCUCAUUUUUGAGUUUCUUUCCAUGGAUCUUAAGAAGUAUUUGGAUUCAAUCCCCAGUGGGCAGUAUCUUGAUGCUAUGCUUGUUAAGAGUUACUUGUACCAGAUCUUACAAGGAAUUGUAUUUUGCCACGCAAGAAGAGUUUUACACAGAGAUCUGAAGCCCCAAAAUUUGUUAAUAGACAGUAAAGGGGUAAUCAAACUGGCAGAUUUUGGCCUGGCUCGAGCCUUCGGGAUCCCUGUCCGCGUCUACACACAUGAGGUUGUGACACUAUGGUACAGGGCACCAGAAGUGCUCCUGGGAUCCGUGCGAUAUUCCACUCCCGUCGACGUGUGGAGCAUAGGCACUAUAUUUGCAGAGAUUGCCACGAAGAAGCCACUCUUUCACGGAGACUCUGAAAUCGACCAGCUCUUCAGAAUAUUCAGAGCCCUCGGGACACCCAAUAAUGAAGUUUGGCCAGAGGUUGAAUCUUUGCAAGACUACAAGAAUACAUUUCCAAAAUGGAAAGGAGGAAACUUGGCAUCUAGUGUGAAAAACAUCGAUAAAGACGGACUUGACUUGCUAUCUAAAAUGCUCAUAUACGAUCCGGCAAAGAGGAUUUCUGCCAGGAAAGCAUUGCUACAUCCGUACUUUGAGGACUUGGACAAAUCUAGCCUUCCAGCCAAUCAAAUUAAGAACUAACUCGUACCCUCCAAUCAGGGCUCACGCCGGACAAUGCAGACUUACUGAUGUGAUUCACCUUUUGUUUUUUUCCUUCCUUUUUUUUUUUGUAUGUUUGUCAAUUUUGUCUGUUUUUUUUCUUGUGCUGGAAACAUUUCAGCAUUGUAAGAGUACUUAAAUGUAUGCACAAUAUCUGUAAAUAUUUACUCAUUGGGGCUGUGUAAAAUACAUUUGAAACUCACUGAAGAGACAUUUCAUUUUCAUUAAAUAAAGCUUUAAAUACAA